Haemonchus placei is the source of this 1209-nucleotide messenger RNA. Lineage: Eukaryota; Metazoa; Nematoda; Chromadorea; Rhabditida; Trichostrongylidae. The record is from the annotation of a GenBank genome assembly.
AUGUUCUGCCGCACCCUCCCCCGACUGCCGAAACAGUGUUCGUCUCUUGCAUCUCUCCUACUAACCACGCAAAGAAGCAAAACAAGUGUAGCUGGCCGCAUUCAGUCUCCGGUAUAUGGUGUUAAGAAAACAGCGCCGGUUGAAAUACAAAUAGCUGAUUAUGCUAAAUAUAUCUGGGACGAUUCUGUGACUGAAGAUGAUCCACUGGUAGUACGCUUGCGAGAACAGAUCCUAGCUGGUUCACGUGCAGCUUUAGCAUCUGCGAUUACCUUGGUGGAGUCCAGAAAUCCAAAGAAACGAGCGCAGGGAAACAUGCUUCUUCAUUCUAUCCUUGCCGCAGAACGAAAACGUUAUCAGGAGAAGGGAAAGGAAGCGAUGAUCUACCGUAUUGGAAUAUCUGGCAGUCCGGGAGUAGGAAAAUCUACAUUUAUCGAGGCUCUGGGAAAACAUCUGAUUAACGACCGCGGCAAGAAGAUCGCAGUUCUAACAAUCGAUCCUUCCAGUGCAGUGACUGGAGGAUCAUUACUUGGUGAUUUAACGCGAAUGCAAGAGUUGUCACGAAUGCCCAAAGCCUACAUCAGACAGUCACCAACCAGUGGAUCGCUGGGAGGUGUGACAAGGGGAAUACAUGAGGCGAUUAUUUUAUGCGAAGGAGCCGGUUACGAUGCAGUUAUUAUUGAAACUGUCGGUGUUGGGCAGUCAGAGGUCUCAGUGGUCGAUAUGUGUGAUAUAUUCUGCUUAUUGCUCUCACCAGCUCAUGGAGACGAACUACAGGGUGUGAAACGUGGAAUAAUGGAACUCAGUGACCUACUCGUCGUUACGAAGGACGAUGGAGAUCUCCGAGCUAAGGCGAAGUUAACACAAGCCGAGUACAUAUCGGCACUGAAAUACUUACGACCGCGGGUUCCUGUGUGGAAGCCAAAGGUGCUUCGUUCUUCUGUAAUGGAUCCGAAGUCAAUAGAGGCAAUUGCCAACACCAUGUAUGAGUAUUGGGACACCAUCAUGAAAUCUGGUGAUUUGGAGAAACGACGUUCUGAUCAGAUGUCGAGAUGGAUGUGGAAUCACGUACAGGAUGAAUUGCUAAAGGUGUUCACAGGACAUCCUAAAAUUGCCCCAAUGGCUCCAGUUCUUGAAAAAGAUGUUCAUGAUGGAAAGAUUACUCCUGGUCAUGCUUCCGAGCUCAUGAUUAGAACAUUUUUGAAUGUCUAA